GCUUCCUCCGCGUGCCCUGGGGGCGGCCGCGCUCGCCAUGGGGCAGUGCUUGCCGUGCAUGGGGGGCGCCGUCAAGGACGUGGUGGAGACUCCCGAUCCGGAAAUAAAAAGAAGACAACUAGCAGAAGCCGCUGAAAAGAGGCAGAUGGAGGCUUCCUCUCGAGGUAUUAAGAAUGCUUACUCUGUAGAGCAGAAGAAAAAGAAACAGGAAGAAAUAGAAAGAAGAGUUGCAGCUUCACGUCCUGGAGGAGAAGGAGGACUGAGAUGGCAGGUUGGAUAACACAUGACUUCUGAAGAGAAGAUGAUUGAUGUUUACUGCCAAUAACUUGCCAGUUUCUGCAGCCAAGUGGCACUUACUCAUCAUGUGGCUUUUGCUGUUUACAUCUGAAAACUCAGCAGUACUUUGCCAUUGUGGGACAAUGGAUGUGGAAAACAUUCACAAAGAAACUUAAGAACCAAUUCUGAACACUACAGUUUUGCCAAUUUUGUUUUUUUUCCAUGCAUGUGUUAUUACUUUCCUGUCAAGACUUCCUGUCAGCUGGAAGUGGCCUCCUUAUGUGUAGUCAGUAAAUAUGUGUAUGCUGUCUGCUCAGCUGAUGUCUGUCUGUGUAUGACUGGCCUGAGCAAGCUCAGGUGCCCAAGUGUUGGUUUUGAUGCAUAUUUCAAGCUCUACAAUUAAACUUUUCUCCAAGUCCUCAUGUAGAAAGUUUGUCAUAUAUAUGUAUUUGAAUAUGCAAUGAGAGCAUUUCUUUUCUGUUUCCUAAUGACUCUUGGACUGCUUAGGAAUUUAGUGCCUUUUUCAGAAAAAGAAAUGUAAGUGUUAUGGGUCCUUAAAAAUUGAGUAAUUUUGUGACUAGUUAUAAGAAAAAAUAGAAAACUUUAUAAAUCCUGUGUUCUUAGAUCAAGAAUGCUAUUUUAUUAUGUGUGUAAUAAUUGUUCUCAUUUUCUCAUGUGGAUUUCUUUUGAGUCUAAGUAAAAUGAAUACUGAAAGUUAAACAUGAAAUUAAAAAUCCUGCUAUUA
Molecule: messenger RNA, 1021 nt
Organism: Cinclus cinclus
Lineage: Eukaryota; Metazoa; Chordata; Aves; Passeriformes; Cinclidae
Gene: SVIP
Product: small VCP interacting protein
Exons: 4
Coding region: 38-280 (80 amino acids)
Biological process (GO): positive regulation of autophagy; negative regulation of retrograde protein transport, ER to cytosol; negative regulation of VCP-NPL4-UFD1 AAA ATPase complex assembly
Cellular component (GO): endoplasmic reticulum membrane
Source: RefSeq, a predicted model, not a curated record